UUGCCACACUACCACUCGUGCGAGUUCAUCUCCAACAUAACACAUCCCUUACGUUAACACAUUCACUUUAACCCCUUAAUUUUACUUUUUGUUGUCUUCCUCAGUCAUUUGAGAAUUGAGACAGAGGGAUUAGUAGUCGAAGAUUCUUUGGCAUAUAACCUUUCCGAAAAGAUAUUUAUUUGUAUCUGUCCCUUCAUUCCUUUAACAAAUAUAUAUAUCUCCAGGAGCAACCACCUUAUCCCUCGUUAUCCCUCUCAGCUUCUUUGUGUUGUGUCUCUCUUGUUCAACCUAAGAGAGACAUGGACGUUGUUCUUCAGACCAAAGGGCUUCUCUCUCUCCCCACAAACCCAAGGAACAGGCUUUUACAAACAUCCCAGGGUUUAAAGCAUAGAUUUUUCUCUCCAAAACCAAAAAUCCUUGGUGGGUCUUUUCUGACUUCCAAUGGAUUCCAAAAGUUCAAUGGCUGUGCCUCAAUGGGUAAUAAUGUCUUUGGCCCAAGGAACAGAAAUUUGUUCGUGUGCAGGGCUGAAGCUGCUGCAGCUGCAGCUGAUGCAUUUAGGGAGCCAGAAAACGAGAAAGCCAAAAUUUUGGGUAUUGAGGUUGCCACCCUCAAGAAGAUUGUGCCUUUGGGGAUGAUGUUCUUUUGUAUACUCUUCAAUUACACCAUUCUAAGAGACACUAAGGAUGUGCUGGUUGUCACGGCCAGAGGAAGCAGUGCGGAGAUUAUUCCGUUUUUGAAAACUUGGGUGAACCUUCCAAUGGCUGUUGGGUUCAUGUUGCUGUACACAAAAUUGGCAAAUGUAUUGUCCAAGCAAGCACUCUUCUAUUCUAUUAUUCUCCCCUUCAUUGCCUUCUUUGGGGCGUUUGGGUUUGUUCUUUACCCUCUCAGUAACUAUAUCCACCCUGAGGCAUUUGCUGACAACCUUCUUAACGUCCUUGGCCCUCGCUUCCUUGGUCCACUUGCAAUUAUGAGAAUCUGGAGCUUCUGUCUGUUCUAUGUCAUGGCUGAAUUGUGGGGGAGUGUGGUGAUUUCUGUGCUGUUUUGGGGGUUUGCCAAUCAGAUAACUACCGUUGACGAAGCAAAACGAUUCUAUCCACUGUUUGGACUUGGGGCCAAUGUAGCCCUUGUGUUCUCUGGUAGGACAGUGAAAUACUUUUCUAAUCUGAGACAGAAUUUGGGUCCUGGAGUUGAUGGCUGGGCCAUCUCUCUGAAAGCGAUGAUGAGCAUAGUGGUGGCUAUGGGACUAGCAAUCUGUUUCCUGUAUUGGUGGGUGAAUAAUUAUGUUCCUCUUCCUGCAAGAAGCAAGAAGAAGAAGGAGAAGCCUAAAAUGGGAACAAUGGAGAGCAUAAAGUUCUUGGUUUCUUCAAGAUAUAUAAGGGAUCUUGCCACUUUAGUGGUUGCAUAUGGAAUUAGCAUUAAUCUAGUUGAGGUUACAUGGAAAUCAAAGCUCAAAGCUCAGUUUCCUAGCCCAAAUGAGUACUCAUCUUUUAUGGGUGACUUCUCAACUGCAACUGGAAUUGCUACAUUCACAAUGAUGCUUCUAAGCCAAUUUAUAUUUGACAAAUAUGGAUGGGGAGUUGCUGCCAAGAUCACCCCUACUGUCCUGCUUUUGACAGGAGUUGGUUUCUUUUCUCUUAUAUUAUUUGGCGGCCCAAUUGCUCCUGUUAUUGCUAAGUUUGGAAUGACUCCACUGCUUGCUGCUGUAUAUGUGGGUGCCAUGCAGAACAUAUUCAGCAAAAGUGCUAAGUACAGUUUAUUUGAUCCUUGCAAAGAAAUGGCCUACAUACCCUUGGAUGAGGAUACCAAGGUGAAGGGGAAGGCAGCCAUUGAUGUGGUGUGCAACCCAUUGGGAAAGUCUGGAGGAGCUCUAAUUCAGCAGUUUAUGAUCUUAAGUUUUGGUUCACUAGCUAAUUCAACUCCAUACCUUGGAGGGGUGCUUCUGGUGAUUGUUCUUGCUUGGUUAUCAGCAGCUAAGUCUCUGGAUACCCAGUUUUCUGCAUUGCGUCGAGAAGAAGAACUUGAGAAAGAGAUGGAAAGAGCAGCUGCUGUUAAGAUACCAGUUGUGGCUAAGAAUGAGGAUGCAAAUGUUUCACUGUUAAAUCCAACUCUAGGUGACUCCUCAAGUAGUCCUUCUGAAGCUUCAACUCCUAGCAAUAUUUAAGCAUACUUCUUUCUGUUGAAUUGCAUGGCAGAAAGAAUCAGAUGAACUCAUGAGUGAUGUUAGCCCAAACUAUUUGUUGUAGGUCAUUAUUUCAUAGAAUAAGUUUCUCACUAUUUUUUUCAAGUCUCAUUGUUGUUACU
Messenger RNA from Abrus precatorius (Indian licorice), 2302 nucleotides. RefSeq names its product ADP,ATP carrier protein 1, chloroplastic-like. The transcript has 5 exons. Gene Ontology annotation, cellular component: membrane. Bases 300 to 2162 code for a protein of 620 amino acids. Gene Ontology annotation, biological process: nucleotide transport. The record is from RefSeq and is a predicted model, not a curated record. Gene Ontology annotation, molecular function: ATP:ADP antiporter activity. Lineage: Eukaryota; Viridiplantae; Streptophyta; Magnoliopsida; Fabales; Fabaceae.